Messenger RNA from Lotus japonicus, 653 nucleotides. Its product is annotated as calvin cycle protein CP12-2, chloroplastic-like. The transcript has a single exon. Gene Ontology annotation, cellular component: chloroplast. Bases 82 to 471 code for a protein of 129 amino acids. Gene Ontology annotation, biological process: negative regulation of reductive pentose-phosphate cycle. NCBI's taxonomy places the organism in Eukaryota, Viridiplantae, Streptophyta, Magnoliopsida, Fabales, Fabaceae. The record is from RefSeq and is a predicted model, not a curated record.
UACAUUCUGAUCCAACCCAAUCUUUUGUCACAAAACACAAAAGAAAGAAAUUGAGCAGCAGAGAAAACAACACAAGAUUGAAUGGCAAUGAUAGCUGGUCUCAGCCUUUCAAGCCCCACGGUUUUCUUCAAGACUUCAGCCUCGCCGGCGCAACCCAUCAAGCUCCACCCACUAUUCAUCCAAGGAUCGCGCCCAGGCAUGAUGACCGGGUCGGGUCGAAUGGCGAUUGUGCGCCCCGUUCGCGCUGCGCCGGAGAGGAUAUCGGAGAAGGUGGAGGAAAGCAUAAAGAACGCUAAGGAAACCUGCGCGGAUGACCCGGUUAGCGGCGAGUGCGUGGCGGCGUGGGAUGAGGUGGAGGAGCUGAGCGCGGCGGCGAGCCAUGCAAGGGACAGGAAGAAGGAAACUGACCCGCUGGAGGAUUACUGCAAGGACAACCCGGAGACUAAGGAGUGCAAAACUUUUGAUGACUAAUAAGAUCACUGAAUCUAUGCUAUCAACAAGUCAAGUAUAAACUGUUGCAUGCAUGGUAUGAUAUGAUAUGAUUAUGAGCACAUACAUGUUUGUUAAUGUUAAUUUGUUUGAGCUUAAGUUGUUUUUCAUGGAUUCAUAGUGAUUUCUAUUUUAAUCAAAUGGUUGUUUCUUGGUGUUGUGAA